AUGUAUAUCUCCGCUGGAAUCAAAGCAGUCCUCCUGCUCGCAGCCUCCGUUCCCGCGCUGGCAUGGAACAGACUGGAUAAGGACAAAGCAGCCCUCCUCAUCAUCGACCACCAAGUCGGCCUUGCCCAAGUCGUGCGUGAUUACAACACAAACGACUUCCGCAACAACAUCCUUGGUCACUCUGCCCUUGGCAACGUCUUCAACCUCCCAACUGUGUUGACCAGUUCCUCGGACGCAGGACCUAACGGCCUAAUGCUCAAGGAAAUCACCGACAUGCACCCCAAUGCAACAUUCGUCCGUCGUCAGGGUGAGGUCAAUGCUUGGGAUAAUGCGGACUUCCGCGCUGCGGUCAAGGCCACCGGUAGGAAGCAGUUGAUUAUUGCUGGAAUUGUUACUGAAGUUUGCACCUCCUUCCUCGCUCUCUCGCUUGUUGAUGCUGGCUAUGAAGUCUUCGCCAAUACCGACGCUAGCGGCACUUUCGAUGUUAAGCUUGCUGAGGAUGCGAACCGUCGUAUGGAGAAGGCUGGUGUUACUCUCAUGGGCUUGUUUGGUAUUGUCUGUGAUCUUAUGCGCGAUUGGCGCAAGACCCCUGGUCUUCCUGAGGUUCUGCCUUUCCUUGAUAAGUACCAGUUUGCUUAUGGUCUUGUUGCCCGUCACCACGCUGGAGCUAUUCAGAAUGGUACCUUUUUCCCUGUUGAGGGGACUUUGAUUUAA
Molecule: messenger RNA, 714 nt
Organism: Penicillium vulpinum
Lineage: Eukaryota; Fungi; Ascomycota; Eurotiomycetes; Eurotiales; Aspergillaceae
Product: putative isochorismatase family hydrolase
Exons: 4
Coding region: 1-714 (237 amino acids)
Source: RefSeq, a predicted model, not a curated record